GCUCUAUGGGACGUUUGGUUCGUUGUCAGGAAGUAGAUGCUGUGUUCACCGGAAGUAAUUGGUGGAGACUCUUUUGACAGUUUCUUUAGCUGUAAAAGCCAGACUCUCUCCUAUUCACGUUUGGCGGCUUAUUGUAAUCGCUCAGAUCCCUGCUCUGAAAGCUUGAAACUCCUGCAGUGUUUUUGUGUAAGGACAGGCUUCCAGCCAUGUCUACCACAGCAGAUCUGAAGACAAAGGAGGAGAAAGAUGCAGAGCUGGACAGACGUAUUGAAGCUCUGCGGAAGAAAAAUGAGGCUUUAAUGAAAAGACAUCAGGAAAUACAAGAGGACAAAAAGAAGGCUGAACAGGAGGGCAUCGCGGUGACAACCCACCGCAAACCUCGCGCUCAUGAGCCUGAUUCAGAGAGGCGGAAGAUUGAAAAGGAGAACCUGACUGUGACAGUCGACUUGUCUAAACCCAGCGGGGAAAGUCGAGUGGUGAAUGAUAGGCAGCCAGCACCACAUCAUGGUGAGUGUGAAACAGAAGAGGGGUUUGCUGGCCGGCCCUCGCACAGGACAGGAUCUGGGCGGCUGAGCAGAGGUGGUCAGCGUGGAGGUGUUUACCGUUCUGAGAGGAGAGAACCUCGGGAAGAGGAAGGAAUGGGAGGAGGAGGAGGAGGAGGAAGAGAGAACCUUUUCCACAGUGAACGCUCCCGAGGGCGACGAGGUGGAAGAGGGGGAAGAGGAAGCAUGCAGCAGCAGCAGCAACAGCAGCAGGUUGGCCCUGGUUCAGACAGAAAGUCUAAGGAAUGGGAAGAGAAGAGACGGCAGAACAUUGAGAAGAUGAACGAGGAGAUGGAGAAGAUCGCUGAGUAUGAGCGAGGUCAAAGGGCUGAUGGUGAAAAGAACCCUAUUCGGAAUUUUCUGGAUGAUCCACGGCGCAGCGGACCAAUUCAUGAGGCGGAUCGUAAAGAUGGGAGCCGCAGACACGUCCGCAACUGGGGUGGACUAGAUUUUGAAAAUGUUAAAACUGGAGCUGAGGCUGAGAAAGAGUGGACGAAUCGGAGGCCUGGCGGGAAAUGUUCAGUGGAUAUGACUUUGUCGAUGACCGGCAGAGAACGGUCUGAAUAUCUGCGCUGGAAAAAAGAGCGUGCACAGAUAGAUGAAGAGAGGUUGGCUCGUCAUCGUAACGCCACUGGUCAAUGGAGACGAGAGUGGGAUGCCCAGAAAACAGACACAAUGUUCACCGAGGACCCAGCUGUGGCUGAAGAGGGCAUGCCAGAAACAAGCAGCAGGAGAGCAGAUAGGGGGCGUAAUGCCCGUACACAACAGCGCAGUGGGGCUUCAGAUGAUAACAGAAAACCCCCCAAGGCACCAAUGUUGGGCGAUUUCUUGGGGCAGGGUAAACUCAGAGAGCCUGGCCGUGAAGGUAGAGGAAAAGGGAAAGGUCGGGGUCAAGGCAAGAGUUACAGCAUGCAUGAUAACCGGUGGGAAGCAGAAAAAGAGGAGGAAAAAGGAAAAAAGGAAGAACAGGAAAAUGAGAAGACAAAGGAAGAGGAUAAACUCAAAACUCCAGUGGAAAAGAAGCAAAUUGCUGUUGCUGUAGAGAAAUUAGCUGACGAAGAAGAAGAUGCAGAGUGGGAGGAUGCUAGUGAUGGAGAUGAUGAUGAAGAGGAGGUGGUUGAAUGCGAGGAUAAAGAAGAUAAACCCAUUGGAAAAAAACAUAUCUCCCCUCCACCAUCUAGUCCCAGUAUUAAGGAACAAAGGACACCCAGACCCAAAGUGCACAUCCCUACUCCGCAGGAGUCACUCAGUACCCCGGAGGGCACAAAGCCUAUCAGCCCUUUUUCUCCUCUGGACGGCCACCAGCCUGUGUCAGACUGGGGAGAAGAGAUGGAGAUGCUCUCCCCUAAAAGCAGCUUGGGUGAGAGUCCUUUAAGGCCCAGCAGUAACGAAAGCAGUCCAGCUCAGAACAAGAGCCAAGAGGAGGAGGUGCACACCAACAAUGACAUGAACCCACCCAAGCAGUCUGACAAACAGUGCAUUGCUGUAGCAAAUUCAGUUGCCCCUGCAGUCCAGGAAGAAUCAUCACACCAGGCUACUUCUGAAUUUGGCAGCAAUAAUACCACAGAGGCUGUGGAGGAUUCAAACACACAGGAGGAGAAGACAGCAGUUCCUGAUGUAGAGCUGGAUUUAAAACAGUCUGCAAGUGAAAGUGCAGCUCCAGAUGAGUCCACGGAUCAGCCAUGCUCAGAGUAAACUGCAGUAUUUACAAGACUUGUGAUCUUGUGAAAGAAUGGUAAAAGGUGGUGAGAAGACAUGAAGCCUAAUGGAUAUCCACUGCCUGAAAUGAUAGAAGAUGCCAUGCCCUAUGAUGACUUAUCCACAUCUCCAAACAACUCAUUGUGUGGUUUUCUUUGUGUUCUCUCAGCACACAGUACUGAGUACUACUUGCAUUUCAAAAUCUAGGACUGGAAUUUACGAGACUCCUUUAUUUGACACUGUAAACAUCAUGAAGCUCAUUAUAUUGCAAGGCAAAUAAAUUAAAGUAAGUUAGGAGCAGGAGCUGGUUUACAUAACAUAUGGUAAGAGUUCACAUCUCAAACUAGUUCCAAGAUGCUACUUUCGCUUCACGCUGCUUUUAGUCUUUGACGGUGUCGAUCAAAUGCAUGCUGUAAUUGUGCAUGAUACCUAUGCAAACAAAAUGGAAAGGGGCAUUAUAAUUAUCAAAGGUCUUUCUAAAGAUCUGGAUUUUCUUUAUUUUUUAUUUUUUUAUUUUUUUUUGGUCAUGGUUUAGAUUGUAAUUUGCCUGCAAAUAAGGUGCUAGAUAUAUUUGCAUUUAUAAUUUGUGUCUCCAACCGUAUGUGUGUGUGUAUAACGACCAAAGAUGUUUCUUACAUGUUUUGUAGAUGACUUUAGGUCUGAUAAACAAAAUAAUGGACAUUUGAGGCAACAAAGAAUGUGUAUUUCAGUAGAACUAAUCAUGGUUUGGAUUUCUUGCUUUUAAUCUUAUUUUUGUUUUUAUGCUCUCCAGUUUAGUUUUGUUUAGGAUUUUUCAUGAUGUAAAAACAGACAGUUCAGGUCAUUGAGGCUGCUUUAGAAGCACGAGUUUCUACCUUCAAGCAAAUUUAGUAGAAGUAUAUGGAUUGUAAUAAGUUUUUAGAAAAUGGUGUACAUUCCAAUGCUCCUUGUCAUCUUUCAAUGUUUGCACUUAGAAACCUUAUCUUUAACAUUUUAAAACAAAAAAAAGGAUAAAGAAAAUGUGAUAAUUGAAGAGCAGCAAAAUCAUGAAAUUUGUAAUUGUAUUGCAUCUAUCUGCAAAUGAACUCCCCUCGUGUUUACUUUUUUAAUUAGAUCUAGGUUUGCCUAUGUUGGUGUUUGAGCAGUGCACAUGUGGUAGUGUUCUCCCCAGUGAAACACUAUUUUCUCAAUCAUUAUUUUAAGAUUAUGUAUUAAUGCUUUUGCCUUUGUUAUUUUUCAUUUAAAUGAUACAGUCUGAUAUUUACGUUGAAGGUUUUUUUUGGUUUUUUUGGGUUUUAAAUAAAUGUAUAUCUGUCCUUAAAUGCUUUGCUCUACAUGAAUGG
Messenger RNA from Silurus meridionalis, 3562 nucleotides. It is a transcript of the gene ccdc9, whose product is annotated as coiled-coil domain containing 9. The record is from RefSeq and is a predicted model, not a curated record. Lineage: Eukaryota; Metazoa; Chordata; Actinopteri; Siluriformes; Siluridae.